Molecule: messenger RNA, 1077 nt
Organism: Salvelinus namaycush (lake trout)
Lineage: Eukaryota; Metazoa; Chordata; Actinopteri; Salmoniformes; Salmonidae
Product: insulin gene enhancer protein ISL-3-like
Exons: 6
Coding region: 1-1077 (358 amino acids)
Biological process (GO): neuron fate specification; axonogenesis; positive regulation of transcription by RNA polymerase II
Cellular component (GO): nucleus
Molecular function (GO): DNA-binding transcription factor activity, RNA polymerase II-specific; cis-regulatory region sequence-specific DNA binding
Source: RefSeq, a predicted model, not a curated record
AUGGUGGAUAUUAUUUUUAACUCUUCUUUCUUGGGUGAUAUGGGGGAUCAUUCCAAAAAGAAGUCCGGAUUCGCGAUGUGUGUAGGCUGUGGAAGUCAGAUACAUGACCAGUACAUUCUGAGAGUUUCCCCGGACCUGGAGUGGCAUGCAGCCUGCCUGAAGUGUGCAGAGUGCAGCCAGUACCUGGAUGAGACAUGCACUUGCUUCGUACGGGACGGAAAAACAUAUUGCAAAAGAGAUUAUGUAAGGUUAUUUGGAAUAAAAUGUGCAAAAUGUAACCUGGGAUUCAGCAGCAGUGAUUUGGUGAUGCGAGCCCGGGACAACGUGUACCACAUCGAGUGUUUCAGAUGUUCCGUGUGUAGCAGGCAGCUCUUGCCGGGGGAUGAGUUCUCUCUCCGGGACGAGGAGCUGCUGUGUCGGGCGGACCACAGUUUACUAAUGGAGCGGAGCUCCGCCGGAAGCCCAAUCAGCCCCGGACAUAUCCACUCCAACAGAUCACUACACUUAGCAGAGCCGAUGACAGUACGGGCACCACACCGAAACCACGUCCACAAGCAGUCAGAGAAGACAACACGAGUGCGAACCGUUUUGAACGAGAAGCAGCUCCACACGUUACGGACCUGCUACAACGCCAAUCCGCGGCCAGAUGCGCUAAUGAAGGAACAACUGGUGGAAAUGACCGGCCUCAGCCCAAGGGUUAUUCGAGUUUGGUUCCAGAAUAAAAGAUGCAAAGACAAAAAGAGAUCUAUUCUCAUGAAGCAACUUCAGCAGCAGCAACACAGUGAUAAGACUAGUCUACAGGGGCUCACAGGUACGCCUCUGGUUGCCAGAAGCCCUAUCAGGCACGACAACACGGGGCAGGGUAACUCGGUGGAGGUGCAGACCUACCAGCCGCCCUGGAAGGCCCUCAGCGAGUUCGCCCUGCAGAGUGAUCUGGACCAGCCGGCCUUUCAACAACUGGUGUCUUUCUCGGAAUCGGGUUCAUUGGGAAACUCCUCCGGCAGCGACGUGACUUCUCUGUCAUCGCACUUACCCGACACCCCGAACAGCAUGGUACCCAGUCCCGUGGAGACGUGA